AUGCUCAAGAAAAAUCCACCCACAAGAACAGCUCCAAUGUGCACAAGAUGUCGAAAUCACGGAGAACCAUUCGUUCGCUUGAAAGGACACAGAAAAAUGUGUCAGUGGAGAACUUGUGAGUGCGACAUGUGUAUUUUGAUUGCCCAAAGAGGAGGAUUAAAUAGAGAAAAGGCCAAGUUAAUGGAAGAAAGAAUCGUUUCUAAUAAACGUCUUCGUGGAAAAAGAGACAAAAGCAGAGGCGACUCGAAUGACGACUACAAAAACGACCAAGAAUAUAAUCCAGGUUGUACUUUAUCUCCAACACAACCAACAAGUUUAUGGCUUCCUGUGAUACCACCACCCAAUGAAGCUCCCUUCUCUAAACCUCCACCAUCUUACCAAGAUUCAAUCAGGCCUCCGCCUUACCAAGAAUCAAAUACAGCUCAGCAAAUAAUGUUUUGUAAGGAUCCGAUAAGGCCCACACCUGGAUACCCGGGAUAUCCCUUGUCCUUUACAGAUAGUAUAGAUACUCUUCAAGACAAUCAAAGUUACUGGACGACACCCUUUAGAAUUUUUCCAGAACCUUUUUUCGAAGGAACACAAACAUCUCCUCAUUCUCCGAAACCUGUAGCUUAUGAUCGGGAAUUUGAGUCUGGAAAACUGCAAGAAUUACAAGUUUCUCCAGUGUUGGGUGACCACUUCAACUUUGGCCAGAUAAGAGCAGGAAGUGGUAGCGCAAAUGAUGGCAGAUUUCAGACUCUGUCACGCCAAGGUGUUUCUAGAUCUCCAAGCUGUGGAUCGUUGCCAUGGCAGAAGAUAUCCCCUGCAUCAUCUACUAUGCCUACGGCCUACUAUACAGGUCAGAUGAUGUCCAGCACAAGCACCAAGCAUUAGGUCUUCUGAUUCGUCUUACAUGCGUUACAUGAUUUGGUACAUUAACUGUACUUAAGGGACCGUUCCUUUUUUACUGGC
Actinia tenebrosa (Australian red waratah sea anemone) is the source of this 951-nucleotide messenger RNA. Its product is annotated as doublesex- and mab-3-related transcription factor 1Y-like. The record is from RefSeq and is a predicted model, not a curated record. Lineage: Eukaryota; Metazoa; Cnidaria; Anthozoa; Actiniaria; Actiniidae.